UCGGAUACCACUAGAAGCACUAGAAGAUGUUGGAAAUGUUGAUGAUACUGUUGACAAAAUUGACUUAAACAGCGAUGUUGAUGGAACUGAUUUAAGGAGUGAUAUAUAUUAUAUGAGUUCUCCUUCCUCUUCUUUCAGCAAUGAUAAAGAUCAAGAUAGUUUUGAUGAGUCUCUUAGCAAUACAUUUAUAUGGCAAAUUAAAAAUUUCCAACAUUUCUACAAAUGUCCAUGGUCUGACAUAAUAUGGAGUGAAUCAUUCUAUUCAAAAACAUCAAUAAAAAAUAACAAGCACUGUUGGAGAUUAGGAAUAAUGCCACACAAUUAUGAAAAAUCAAAGAAAUAUGUUUCAUGGUUCAUCUAUGGUUUCCAAACAGAUUAUGAAAAAGAUAAUUCAAUUAAAUGGAGAAGUGUUAGUACUAAGAUAGAAGUUUUUAAAUUAUUUGAGUUGUCACAAUUAUUCCCAAGUAAUAAUACAUCAAUUGAAGUUGCCAUUAUAAUCAGAUUAAAAUACUACACUGAAAGUAAUUUAUCAUCAUCAUCUGAUAACAAAAACAGCAAUAGCAAUAGUGUUAUUGAUAAGCACCAGCUUACUCUAGAAGAAUCGUUUUUUAAUAAAAAAAUUUAUAGUGAUGUUGCUUUUAGUUUUGAUAAUAAUCUAGAUAUAAUGGCCUCAAAAACAAUUUUAUCUACAAGAUCUAAGUACUUCAAAAUAAUGUUUAAUGGAGAAUGGGCAGAAUCAAGAGCAAAAAUAAUUCCAAUUAAAGAUGUUACUUAUCAAUGUUUCAAAGCUUUGAUUUAUUUCAUCUAUACAAAUAAGCUAGAUGAUGGUCUCGAAUUUGAAGAUUUAAAAGAUCUAUAUAUUGAAGCUGAUAUGAAAGAAAUUCCAAAAUUGAAAAAACUGGUUGAAUCAAGGGUUGCCAAUCAAGUUAGGAAUGACAAUUGGAAUGAGAUAUUAUUAUUUGGUUUAGAAAUGAAUAAUGAGAGUUUGAAAAAGGCAGCUUUAAAAUAUGUCCACAACAAUUGGGGCAAUGUUAAAAGAAGUAAAGAAUUUCAUGAAGUAAUGACAUAUG
Molecule: messenger RNA, 1070 nt
Organism: Entrophospora candida
Lineage: Eukaryota; Fungi; Glomeromycota; Glomeromycetes; Entrophosporales; Entrophosporaceae
Source: the annotation of a GenBank genome assembly